AGCUUGCAUUCUGAGCUAUUAAUACUCAGUGCUACAGUUAGGUUUGGGGAACAAACUUGUGACUGUACUUUCAGAUGACGGUUUGUUUUUCUUUGACUUCAUUCUCAUUGGCUUUCUUAUGAUGUAACUUAAAAACAAAUCACAGCCCAUUUACUGUAGAGUAAUGAAAGUUUAGACCUCUGCUUGGACAUCUUUGACUCCAGUCAAGAGACUACUAGACUGUAGUUCCUGUGGAAGGGUGCCAUGGCAAAGGAGACUUUCCCCUUUACAUCCACAUCACUGCGUUCUCUGCGAAUGGAGCAGGAGUUUCAGGAGUGGGAGGACACUCGAAGAGCGUUGGCCCAUAGAAGAGCCAUGACCAGGGACCCCCUGCCCAGAGCCCCAAGGAUUCCACAAAGACAACAGCGGCUCCAGGAGGUACGGGCCCCACCACCACAGGUGCGAUGUCGGGACAUAGCCAUUCACAACACCUUCAUGUGGGGCGACAUGAAAGGAGUGUAUGCGGUGCUAAAGGACCCAGCUAUGGUGAAUGCUGUGAUGGAGACAGUGCAUGAGGAAAUGGCAUGGGCUCCAGAGAUGGGCAUGUGGACGCUGAGCUCCAGAGUGAAACAGACCUCAGCUUUACGUCUGGCUGCCAGCAGGGGACAUACAGCUUGUGUGGAGGAGCUGCUAUUCCGAGGGGCCGAGGUAAACGCAGACCCUGGAGGCAACACAGCCCUUCAUGAUGCCUGUAUAGGCGGCCAUGCUGACUGCGUGGGGCUGCUCCUUUCUCAUGGAGCGGAUCCUGAACUGUUGACUACAGAUGGCAGUGCUGCUCUUCACCUCUGCACCUCUGCCCAGUCUUUCCACUGUGCUGAGUUGCUCUUAGAAGGAGGUGCGGAGGUCAACGUGAGGAUGAAGGAGUCGAGGCUCACACCUCUACACAUGGCAGCUCGACGAGGCCUGGAGGAGCAUGUGGAGCUCUUCCUGAGUAAUGACGCGGACGUGUUGGCCACAAACCGUGAGGGGGAGACUCCCCUGAAUGCAGCUUGCUCUGGAGCCGAGAGGCCCUCAGAGUCCGGCCGCUACCUUCGAGUGAUUCAAAUUCUCCUGAGUGCAGGAGCUGACCCCACAACUGCAGGCCGGAAGAAACACACCCCUCUGCACAACGCAUGUGCCAACUGCUGCUCAAGAAUUGUCGAUCUCCUCUUGCAGCAUGGAGCAAAGGCAGAUGUAGAAAACUAUGCAGGACACACACCGAUAGACUGUCUGAUUCAGGUGGUGGAAGAUUAUUUGGACCACCAACCUGACGCAGUUGCGCGUUCACUUUUCAACCAUGGGGCCAACCCUGUUUCACCCAAGCUGCUGAAGCAGUGUGUCCUCUCCCCUGCCACUCUCGAAGUGAUAUUGAACUCCUAUACCCGUGUCCCUCACUGUGACUGGAUGGACUCUCUGUCUUCUGAGAUAAACGAGGAUCAUCAGUCCUUCUUUGACUUAGUGCGUCAGCGCAGUGGACAGCCUCGCUCUCUGCAGCAUCUGUGUCGAUGUGCUUUACGCCAGCACCUUGGAGCUCGCUGUUACUCAGCAGUCAGUGAACUGGACAUUCCCAGCUCUGUGAGGGAUUAUGUGCUGCUGUGUAAUGAUGGGACACUCCACUGACCGUGUCAUUCACAUUUUAUCUUGGGGUUAAACCCUUUUUUUAACACUUAAAGCUGAAAUACUGUUUUGUUGUUGAAAUAAUUUUUCAUUAGCAAAUAUUUUUGGUAAAGAGUUCUCUUAAAUAAAAUACAAGUAUAUUUGCCUCUUGAUGGCUUAUCUUUUUGUAUUUAUAAUGACUUUUUAAUACAACAUUGAAGCAACUAUAUAAUAUGAAUAGAUUAUAUUUUGUCUCAGAACAUACAUCCCAAUAAUGGGUGUUUAACUGCAUUAAACCUUACUAGUGAAGGAUGAAAUAAUCUAUAAGGCAAUGAUGUGAUUUUAUGAUUGUAAAUGCCACAUUUUAAAUCAAUUUUUUAAAAGAAAUUAAUGCAGCAAAAAAGUAAAAUAAAAAACAGACGUAGCCAAACAUGUGUAAUAUUGCACAAAAGAAAAUAAAUUAUUAUUUCAUGACAAGGUACUCAAUUUAGUACUAACAUUUGCUCAAUAAUAUACAAAUUAAAUUUUUUGUGUUUAAAAU
Molecule: messenger RNA, 2155 nt
Organism: Cynoglossus semilaevis (tongue sole)
Lineage: Eukaryota; Metazoa; Chordata; Actinopteri; Pleuronectiformes; Cynoglossidae
Gene: asb16
Product: ankyrin repeat and SOCS box containing 16
Exons: 7
Coding region: 244-1638 (464 amino acids)
Biological process (GO): protein ubiquitination; intracellular signal transduction; positive regulation of protein catabolic process
Molecular function (GO): protein binding
Source: RefSeq, a predicted model, not a curated record